AUGUCCAUGUCCAGCCCAAAUGCAGCACCCGUCUCCCCGAUAUCUGAGGCAUCGAGUGCUCGAGGAGACAUGCAAGCCACCGACCUGCAGGGUGCUGAGGAAACCUUGACUCCCAUCAAUCCGACCAUCUCAACCAGCAGCGCACAAAUGCCGCCGUGGUUGCGUGAAGCUGUCGCGGAACGAAAACGUCAGCUCGCGAUCGCUCGCUCGCUACACGCCCCAGAAGAUCCGAAGAUCCGUAACAACGAGAACGACGAUAAAUUCCAAGUCGGUUUGCUAAAGGACUCAAGCGAACAGCACUUUGGUGUGUUUUGUAACGAGCGAUAUCACCAGCACCAGUACGUUUCCGAAUGGCUGAACGGACUGCCGGAGCGACUAAUCGAAGGUUGGGAGACUGUGCUGCGAGAAGAAGUCCAGGAAACCUUUGGAGAGAAGUCGAGGAAGCAGCUCCGCAUGGAUGACCAAGGAUACGACAUUAUCGUCAGCCAGAAGAGAGAAACGUUUUUCGAAGACAUUGAGUCGGAAGAAUUUGACUUUUGUCCGGGUACGGUGCCCAUCCCCGACGGCUAUUCUUCCACGGACGGCGAUGAAGGGGACGACGACUUCUUGAUCAAGGUGCUUCUGGGCAGGAAGCGCCUCAUGCAGGCUGAAAUAUCGGUCAAAAGACUCAAAAUGGGACUCAAGCACGUCACAAGCGGCUUUUGCUCAGAAUUCACCGGUGCCACGGACGUGAAUCGAACGCGCGAGCUACUGGCACAGGUGGAUCGUACAUUCGAAGAAGUUGUAAGAAAAAGGCUGUCUAAUGCCACAGCAAUCCAACAACAGGCGGACAGCACCGACGAGCAGAAGCAGCGGUACAGGCGACGGCUUCGGGCAAUGCGAGACAAGGAUCCGGGCUUUGUGCUCAGGGUGUACAGCGAGCACGAAAUAACGGAGCUGAAGACGAUGGUUGCCGACAUACUUGCCAUGGACGAAAGAAACGGCGACAGCGAAGGCACGGACUGGUUUUGGAACAUGCUGCCGCGCCUUCUUGAGCUCCGGGGAGAUAUGGCUGAGGCUGAGAGGGAGCUCGCAAGGCAAAGAAGGGCGGCUAAGAAACCGAAAAACAAAAGAGACUCUUCACUAAGCCAGCCACAGUCCUUCCUGCCUGUUCCUCUCUCGAUCUGGGACCUAUACUACCAUCAGUACAUCUGGAUGCAGUCGGCGCUCAACUUUCGGCCGAUCGGAUCGUGGUAUGCGUUCAGUAUCCCGAUCGAAGACGAGGCAGAGACGGAGGAUUGGCAGCUCCGAAUUGAACAGCGAAUAUGGCUUCAGGAGCACUUCUGCUUGACACUGGGAACAAAAAGAUGGCUUCCGUUUCGCCAAGCUAUGAUUCCAGCGUACUGA
Verruconis gallopava is the source of this 1386-nucleotide messenger RNA. RefSeq lists its product as uncharacterized. The transcript has 2 exons. The record is from RefSeq and is a predicted model, not a curated record. NCBI's taxonomy places the organism in Eukaryota, Fungi, Ascomycota, Dothideomycetes, Venturiales, Sympoventuriaceae. Bases 1 to 1386 code for a protein of 461 amino acids.